AUGACUCUCCCACCAGUCUAUAUUGUUUCAACAGCAAGAACUCCAAUUGGUUCCUUCCAAGGAUCUUUGUCAUCAUUGACUUAUUCCGAUUUGGGUGCUCAUGCUGUCAAAGCAGCAUUAGCUAAAGUUCCACAAAUCAAACCACAAGACGUUGAUGAAAUUGUCUUUGGUGGUGUCUUACAAGCUAAUGUUGGUCAAGCCCCAGCUAGACAAGUUGCCUUGAAAGCAGGAUUACCAGAUACUAUUGUUGCCUCCACCAUUAACAAAGUUUGUGCUUCUGGUAUGAAGGCUAUUAUUAUUGGUGCCCAAAAUAUCAUCUGUGGUACUAGUGAUGUUGUCGUUGUUGGUGGUGCUGAAUCCAUGUCCAACACUCCAUACUACUUGCCAAGUGCUAGAAGUGGUGCUAGAUAUGGUGAUGCCACUUUGGUUGAUGGUGUUCAAAAAGAUGGUUUAUUAGAUGUUUAUGAAGAAAAAUUGAUGGGUGUUGCUGCUGAAAAAUGUGCCAAAGACCAUGGUUUCUCCAGAGAUGAUCAAGACAAUUUCGCCAUUAACUCCUACAAAAAAGCCGGUAAUGCUUUAAGUCAAGGUAAAUUCAAAUCAGAAAUUGCUCCAGUUACCAUCAAAGGAUUCAGAGGUAAACCAGAUACCGUUGUUGAAAAUGAUGAAGAAAUUGGUAAAUUCAAUGAAGAAAAACUUAAGUCUGCCAGAACUGUUUUCCAAAAAGAUAACGGUACUGUUACUGGUCCAAAUGCAUCUAAAUUGAAUGAUGGUGGUGCUGCUUUAAUUUUGGUUUCUGAAGCCAAAUUGAAACAAUUGGGUUUGAAACCAUUAGCUAAAGUUUCUGGUUGGGGUGAAGCUGCUAGAACUCCAUUUGAUUUCACCAUUGCUCCAGCUUUAGCUGUUCCAAAAGCCAUCAAACAUGCUGGUUUGUCUCUUGAUAAAGUUGAUUUCUUUGAAUUGAACGAAGCCUUCUCUGUUGUUGGUUUGGCCAAUGCUGAAUUGGUUAACAUUCCAUUGGAAAAAUUGAAUGUUUAUGGUGGUGCUGUUGCCAUGGGUCACCCAUUGGGUUGUAGUGGUGCUAGAAUUGUUGUUACCUUGUUAUCUGUUUUGACUCAAGAAGGUGGUAGAUUUGGUGCUGCUGGUGUCUGUAACGGUGGUGGUGGUGCUUCUGCCAUUGUCAUUGAAAAAGUUGAUUCUGAUGCCAAAUUAUAA
Molecule: messenger RNA, 1212 nt
Organism: Candida tropicalis MYA-3404
Lineage: Eukaryota; Fungi; Ascomycota; Pichiomycetes; Serinales; Debaryomycetaceae
Gene: ERG10
Product: acetyl-CoA C-acetyltransferase
Exons: 1
Coding region: 1-1212 (403 amino acids)
Biological process (GO): fatty acid beta-oxidation; ergosterol biosynthetic process
Molecular function (GO): acetyl-CoA C-acetyltransferase activity
Source: RefSeq, a predicted model, not a curated record